Anguilla rostrata (American eel) is the source of this 4835-nucleotide messenger RNA. Its product is annotated as BAI1-associated protein 3-like. Gene Ontology annotation, cellular component: plasma membrane; late endosome membrane; secretory vesicle. The transcript has 34 exons. Bases 247 to 3810 code for a protein of 1187 amino acids. Gene Ontology annotation, molecular function: SNARE binding. NCBI's taxonomy places the organism in Eukaryota, Metazoa, Chordata, Actinopteri, Anguilliformes, Anguillidae. Gene Ontology annotation, biological process: positive regulation of neurotransmitter secretion; regulation of dense core granule exocytosis. The record is from RefSeq and is a predicted model, not a curated record.
UGUGCCGGGAACAGUACGUGUGAAGAGAACAGAAAAAAUGUAAAAGUAAAAAAAAAAAUGAGGAUCUGUCUAUCAGUAAAUAUAUGAAUAAUAUGUAGUUUGCGGCCACAAGAGACUGAAACCUUGAACAGACAACCACUUGACUGGCUCACGUUUUGUAAACGAAUAUUAUUUAAUCCCCCACAAUAACCGGUAUACUUUGCUGUGCACAAGACGAAUCCGAGUAACAGCAGGUAGCCAAUAAGCAUGUCGUCGCUCCUGGAGAUCAAAAGCAGUGUGCUGAGGCAGGUGCAGGGCCGGCAGUCCACUCAAGGGAGGAGAGAGACCGCGUCCCCAGCCAGCAGCCCUGUGACCACCUGUCCUGACGGCGCAUCCCCCAGGAUAGCUGAAGGCAAUGGUGAGUUUUUUGAGCGCAUGAAGCACAUCCUCCAGAAGCAGGAAAAUAUGCAUCGCACGGCACAGAACGAGACUCGUUCCUCUCAGGGCCAGGAUGGCAAUGGCACCGCCCUUCCUUCAGAGACAGUCAGUGGCAUCUGUGUUCCAGAGAAAGUGACCAAGAGAGAGCUGGUCCUCCUAUAUGAAGAAGCAGUCUACACUGUGAUGAACAAGGUUGGGGUGCCCUGUCCAGAAUAUGUGACCAAUGAAGGAGCACUCUUCAGCUACCUGCAGAAGGUGUUUGACGUAGAACCAGAGGAGCAAAAGACUAUUCUACAGAGAGUCCAGGAAUCCAAGAGAGCAAGCUACUCCUUGAAGGUUUCUGUCAUGGAAGGGAAAAAUCUUCUGGCAAAAGAUGCCAAUGGUUACAGUGACCCCUACUGCAUGCUGGGAAUACUCCUGGGCCAAAUCCCAAGGGAGCUAGAGGAGAGGAAAGAGAGAAAGUUCAGCUUCCGCAAGAAAAAGGACAAGACAGAGAAGCGCUCCAGUGCCAGGGAGGUACUGGCAGCCAAGUGCAUCCAGGUCACUGAGGUCAAACCCGAGACUCUCAAUCCUGUGUGGAACGAGCAUUUUGUUUUUGAAAUUGAUGAUGCCUUGAGUGAUCUACUCCAUUUGGACAUAUGGGAUCACGAUGAUGACGUCUCUGUGUCUGAGGCCUGUAAGAAGCUCAAUGAAGUCAGUGGACUCAAAGGAAUGGGCAGAUAUUUUAAGCAGAUUGCCAAGUCUAUGCGAUCCAACGGCAAUGCAGCAUCGGCAGUGGAGGAGAAUGUGGAUGACUUUCUGGGCUGCCUGAACAUUCCUAUUAACGAAAUCCCAGCAGUUGGAUGUGAUAGGUGGUUCAAACUUGAGCCCCGAACCAGUGCCUCCAAAGUGCAGGGAGAGUGUCACCUGAUCCUGAAGCUCUUCACCACGCAGAGAGACACAUCCCUAAGUAAAAGAGAUUCGCACUUGGCUAUUCAUGAGAAGCUCCUGAGCCAGAUAAUCGGUUAUGAGCACUCUCAGGUUCAGGUUAAGCCCUACAGCUGGGAUGGGAAACUGAGUCAGCCGGCGCAGACUGUGCUGUCCCACCAUGCCGUACAAGUUGACCUGUCACCACUACAGCAGGCCAUUAUACGGUGGAAGUGCUACAGCUGCCAUCACCGAUCCCAGCGAAUGUGUUACUCCUUUCUCCUUGGGCUCCUGAAGAAUAUCGAGGAGGAGUGGGACGCCUCCUCCGUACAGGGGGAGCUGGAAGCUAGCCUGGCCGACAGUUUCAGGCUCCACACGGACUACUGCCUGUCUCUCCUGAGGAACAUGCGUCAGGCGUUUCCCUGCUCCAGCCCCUCUGCCAUCACUCGCUGUGAGUUCAUGCUGAGGACCUUAGGACACAUUCACACCAUGCAGGCCUUUAAGACUGUGUGUCCCUUCCGCAAGGAGCUGCACCUGGAAAUUGCCACUGUCAUUAAGAAGACUACAUUGGAAUGGUAUGAAGGAAUCAUUUCACAAUAUAAACCAGAUGAAGGGACCCUGGAGGAGAAGCUGAGACGGCUGGUCUUGGUGGUGGAUGCAGUGUGUACAGAUGUACAGAGAGGGCAUAAUGUCUACAAUAAGCUCUUCUCCAGUUCUGUGAAUGUGGAAUUCUUCAGUGUCUCCUACCGUCAACUGGAAAAACUGGUGGCAGAUGAUGUGAGCACAGCCAUGGAAAGAGUGCGUGGAACGCUGGAGCAGGAGGGCUCCAAGCUGACCCACACCAUGGGGGAGACACUCUUUGAGCUCUACAUUUCCCUCAAGACUCUCAAACUCUUCAGGGAGUUUCUGCCUCUCAGGGAUGCCAAGAUAUUGGCACUAACAGGAUUUCAUGAGUGGUUCAAGACCUCCAUUCAUAUGUGGCUGCAGAUAGUCCAUGAGAAGUCAUGUGACAGAAUUCGCAGAGCUGUGGAGGUUGACCAGCUGGAGCCUGUCCACAGUCUGUCCAAGCAUAGCACCUCAGCCGUGGAUGUGACCACCUGCUUCAGCCAGGUGCAGCAGUUCUGGGCUCAGCUGGCCUGGCCUGAUUCAGCGGGGGCCUUCAUCUUUGUGACUCGACUGACAGAUGAUAUUUGCAGCGCAGCUGUGCUUUACUCUGAGCUGAUCAAGUGUAAAGUUGAGAAGAGACAGCUUGGACAGGACAAGAACCUCACCAGCCAGCUGUGCAUCGCUCUGAACAACAUUGAGCAUGUGCGGGCGUUCCUGGGCAACCUGCCCCAGGACCUGGACUGGCGAAGCCUGGAGCAAACCAUGGAGGAGUCCUGUGGAGUGGACGGCAAGGAGCAGGUCAAUAAGGCCCUCAACGUCCAGCUCUACAACAUCGACAUGGACCUGCAGAGAGAGGCGAAGCGCAUGAUCACACACCUCACUGAUAAGAUGAUUUUGGAUCUCAAGAAGUACAUCCAGCAUAUCAGUCUCUCCCCAGACACCAUCAACAAUGAUGAUGCUGUGUCCCCUCUGAUGAAAUAUUUAGAUGACACAUUGGUGCUCUUCAGCGAGUCACUCAUGAAGGAGAAUCUGGCCAGGAUUCUGCAAGGCUUGUGGCGUCUGCUACUUAGAAUGAUCUUUGACACGGUGGCUGACAAUCGAGGCGUCUCCCUGGAGUUCUAUGGGAGAUUUCACUUCACUGUGGAGGCUCUGGUGGAGUUUUUCCAUGCUGAAGGAGAGGGUCUGUCACUGGAGGAUCUCAGGAAUGAAGACUACAAGGCUCUGGAGGAGGAAUUGCGCCUCAACAAGUGCUCAUCUAACGAGCUGAUCGAGCAACACUUCCUGGAGAAGAUCGCACAACAGAGGAUGUUGAAGCACAGUAGGUUUGGCCGGAUCAGUGUCAAGUGCUAUUAUGAAGCUUCUGACCAACGACUAACCGUGGAGAUUUUGCAUGCAGCCAACCUUAUUGCAUUGGAUGCCAAUGGUCUGAGUGACCCCUUUGUCAUCGUGGAACUCUGUCCUCGCCAUCUGUUCCCCGCGGCCAAAAGUCAGCGAACCCAAGUGAAGCCCAAGACCCUGCACCCUGUCUUUGAUGAGCUCUUCCAAUUUCACGUCAGCCCUGAGCAGUACCGGCACUCAUCUUCAUGUGUGACCUUCACCGUGAUGGACUACGAUUGGCUGUCCACCAAUGACUUUGCCGGGGAGGCCAUUGUUCCCCUUAGUGACCUCUGUGGGCUGGAUAAGCCCAGUUCACAUGGAGGGGGCACGAUGGUGCAGCCACUCAUCCUACACCUGUCCCGGCCCAAGCCAAGUGGUAAGACCCAAUCUAAUGGGGACAAACCUAUUUUGAAGAUGCUGGAAGCAAGAACCACGGACAGGGAGGCGCAGGAGUUUGUGAAAAAACUUAAAGAAAUUCAGAAGUCAGUAGGAGAAGAAGAGUAAAUUGUGCACACCAAUAUGACUGUACAAUGAUUUAUUGGUACGUGUGUUUUUUACUUGUUGUAUCAGGUCGACUUUAAAAGGAAAGCACUCCUGCAUUUCACGGUAUUAAUGAUGGAAGCAGAAGGGACAGGACAUUCAUUUUUAGCCUGUUGAUAGAUGCCAAUUGUGGUAGCGUAUUUUACGUGUAUAUUUUUAACAAUUCUUUCCUGAGGCCAAACAAUAAGACUGGUGCAGUUCAGUGUUUCAGUGUUCUUGCCUAAAUAGCACACGUACUGUAUGACAGGAGACUAAUCUAGGAAAGACAAUAAUCAUGAUAAAUGUCCUGUGUGAAACAAACCAUCUCUGCUCAUACAAGUACACAUCAAUUUAAGAGGUUAAAAAGUGAACUGGUGACAAAAAUGUUCAGAAAUGACUUUUCCUAUUCUUGAGUCUUGCACAACUUGGUAAAAGUUCCUAUAUUUUCAGAUCCUCAAAUUGUGAUGUGAAGUGAAAAACAACAGAUCUGUGUGUAUCUGUAAGUGAUAUGUAUGUACUAACUGUUGUGCUUCACUUGAUGUUAUUUUUAUUUCGAAAGAUUAUUUAUUUAACCCAUUCAGGAUAUGUACACAAUAUUCAGUGUUCUAUAGACUGACAUAGAAAUCAUUCUACUAAGGGUUCAACUUUAAUUGCUGAGCCUAUGAUGCCUACAUGUACCCCUCAAUCUUGUUUAAACCAAACAACUGCAUUGCCAAGCGCAUUUUCAGAUUUAGGAUGUCCAAAUAUGUCCAUCAGUGGUGAUACAAGCAAAGAGUAUUUUUCCACUGUCUAGUGAGAGAAAAUGGAUGAGCAUCUUAAUAAAGUUGCUGAGGGAAACAAUUUUUCUGGUUAAAAUUGCAGUCUAAAUUGAACUGAAUCUGACUGAUUUAGCUAGUAAAAAUAACACAGAUUAGACUUGAGAUAAACAUUCCAAGGCUUGCUGUUUUACCAGUCAAAAAAAAACAAUGUUGGUAUUUGUCGGUGAAAUAAAUGAACAUCAGUUUCGUAUU